This is a messenger RNA of Gymnodraco acuticeps, 2492 nucleotides long. RefSeq names its product PRELI domain containing protein 3B-like. The transcript has 6 exons. NCBI's taxonomy places the organism in Eukaryota, Metazoa, Chordata, Actinopteri, Perciformes, Bathydraconidae. Gene Ontology annotation, molecular function: phosphatidic acid transfer activity. Gene Ontology annotation, biological process: phospholipid transport. The coding region runs from base 110 to 691 and encodes 193 amino acids. The record is from RefSeq and is a predicted model, not a curated record. Gene Ontology annotation, cellular component: mitochondrial intermembrane space.
AGGGUCGUGCAUUAAAGGUUUCUCCUUCAGCUCCUCCUUCCUUCCUCACCUCGGUCACGCUGUCAUUAAGCGACCCGGCUCCCGAGCCUUGACGGAAAAGCCUAACAAAAUGAAGAUCUGGUCGUCAGAGCACACUUUCAACCACCCAUGGGAGACGGUGACCAAGGCGGCGAUGCAGAAGUAUCCCAACCCCAUGAACCCCGGUGUGUUCGGUGUAGAUGUCCUGGACAGAAGUGUGGACACAGAGGGACGGUUGCACAGCCACCGACUGCUCAGCACAGAGUGGGGCCUCCCCAGCAUGGCCAAGACUAUGUUCGGGGUAACAAGGUCAUGCACUUAUGUUGAGGAACAUUCUGUGGUGGACCCCAAAGAAAAGAGCUUUGAGUUGAAAUCUACAAAUAUCUCCUUCACUAACCUUGUAUCUGUGGAUGAGAAGUUGACAUACAAGCCGCAUCCAGAGGACCCCGAAAAGACAGUGCUGACACAGGAGGCUUUAAUCACUGUGAAAGGUGUCAGUCUGAGCAGCUACCUCGAGGGUCUCAUGGCCAAGACCAUCUCUGUCAACGCCGGCAAGGGUCGGGAAGCCAUGGAGUGGGUCAUCAGGCGAUUAAACACAGAAAUCGAGGAGUUGGCGGCGACUGCUCGUGGUUCUAUACGUGCUCCAAUGGCAGCUGCUGUCACAGACAAAUGAUCGCAGCCCCCGCAGCUUUCCCCCCCGCCAUCAUGAACCGGUGGACCUCUCGGACAGUUACUCUCUCCUAACCUGCCAACACAGCCUGAUAACCACAGCCUCACCCAUUGGCCCUACGUGUGUGUAUGUGUGUGUGUGUGUGUGUGCGGUCUUCCCUCCUCAGCAGUCUGCGUUGGCGAGUUAGAUUCUCGCUGCUUUGGGCAAUGAUGGGGAGAGUUGAGCUGAUGACAGUUAAAAAAAGAAACGGGGUUGAGUUGGACUGCACUUGAAGCUCAUAGGAAUUAUUCUUGUAAUGUUAAAGCUCUUUAAAAAUCACACUGUGCCUCCAUGUCAUCUCAUCAAUUUCUCUUCUGUCUUCCUCCCCUUCUUCUUCUCUCUCUCUCUCUUUUUAUUGUUUCCUUAUCCUUGCUAGCAGGUUGAGUACUUGUAACCGCUGACAUGAAGUCAUUUGUCUAGCUCUUCUGGAUGGCUUAGCUUGCUUUGUACAGCAGAACAGACUAAAAUAUCUCGGUAACAAGAAGCCACCAAAGUAAAACAGUCUAACAAAAAAGUUAAAAGUAACACAGCUUUUUUUGCCCCAUCUGGACGUUGUCACAGAUGUAUUUGAGUCGAUGCAGAGCUGUUGUCGGACAGCCAGAUCUGCAUUUAGGUUACGUGCCCAGUUUAUGGGUGUACUUGCAUGGUGCUGUAUUAUAGGUUUAUUUGUCAAACUGUCAAAGCCGUUUAAAGGAAAUGAGUGUUCAUUUCGAUGCAGAUCUGUUAGAGCUGUCAGCAUGGUGGACUGGUCCUCAGAUGUUCUGCUCUUGUUCUUGCUAAAGGUCUCUACAUUUCUUAAAGUCUCUUCUGCCUUUGUUAGUAUUUUCUCUUACACUGAUGAUGUGUUGUAUAGUUGUGUGUUACAGUAUACAUAUUUGAGUACUUGAAUGUCUAACUUAUUUUCAGCAUGUGUACUUAAAUACACUUAAGAAGCGGCAAGUACUGAGCUGUAAAAAAAAAUGGAGUGUAUGGGCGCUUAUCAAAAUGACCGCAGUGUGUUUAAUGUUUGCGAACGUUCAGAAGGAGGGUUACGUUCAGGAUCACUGAGUGUGCCAACAUAAUAUGUGCAGAUUCCAAUUACUCUACCCAUUUAAUACCCCAAUUCACUUUAACUGUGAACAAACCCACUCUGUAUGCUGCGUCCAUUCAUUUCAUACCAUCUAUAGAUACUGUUAUUUAUAGUAUUAGUGAACAUUGACAAAAGCUGUUGACUUGAUAUUAAAAGCUUGUCGUAUUUGUAUGCACUUCCUCUCUUUACCCCAUAGCAGACUCUCAGGUGCUACAGAGUUCAGUUUCCCUGCUUCCUCUAAAGGCCACACUGAGAUGAAGGCGCCAUAAUAACUUUGUAACUCUGUGCGUUCUUCCCUUUUCUCCUCUAGACAUUUUAACAAGGACAGUUCGACAAAAGCUAAAAUGACAACAAAAGUGAUGUUAUCAUGUCUGUUGAUGGCGCUCUACAUCAAAAGGUCAGUUGAUGUCCCGCUCUCAGUUACUUAAUUAAAUCUCCUUUUAUCCACAGUAGGUCGUGUCUUUAUCACGCCUGCUUCUUUUUCAAAGCUUCUUCAUCACUAACUCCUGUUGAAUCAGCCAGUCCUCCAGAGUGUCAUUACUGAAGUGUGAUGUGUUUCUACGGGGAACAUUUUAGGAACAGUGGCUGUACAUAGGCUUUUAUUUAUAUUUUGGUGGUGUUACAUUCCAAGAAUGUGAACAUGUAACAGAAUCUAAAGAAAUGUUUCAAAAUAAAGAGAUGUCAUUGUUUCAUGAA